AUGCCGAGGUGGACAGAGAAAGCUGCUUCCACAAAAUCAGCUGAAUUGGUCGAACAACCAGACCAUUUGGAGUUUGAUGAUCCUGAUGAGGUAGAUGAAGAGGAAGAAGUUGAGUAUGAAGAAGUUGAGGAGGAGGUCGAGUAUGAAGAGCCAGAGGAGUAUGAACAAACUGAAGUUGCACGUCAAGUUGAUGCUAAACAUGACAGUAAAAUGGCGGAUGCUGAUAAGGAUGAGGAUGAAAAAGAGAGUCAUGCUGAACUUCUUGCUCUUCCUCCUCAUGGAUCCGAAGUUUAUGUUGGGGGCAUCACCUCUGAUGUCUCUUCUGACGAUCUCAAAAAACUCUGCGAGUCUGUUGGAGAAGUAGUGGAAGUGCGAAUGCCAGGAAAGGGUGGUAAGCUGUAUGCUUUUGUCAAUUUCAGAACUAAAGAGCUAGCUUUAAAGGCCAUCCAGAAGUUGAACAAUAAAGAUCUAAAGGGAAAAAAGGUAAGAGUUUCUUCCUCCCAGGCUAAGAACAGGCUAUUUAUUGGGAACAUACCCUAUAAGUGGACAGAGGAUGAUUUCAAAGAAGCAGUGGAGGAAGUUGGUCCUGGAGUUUUAAAAGUUAAUCUCGUGAAGGCACCACGUUCAGAUACAAACAAGGGUUAUGGCUUUAUUGAAUACUACAACCAGGCUUGCGCAGAGUAUGCUAAGAAGAAAAUGUCUACCCCAGAAUUCAAACUAGAUAAAAAUGCCCCUAAUGUCAGCUGGGCAGAUACUAAGAAUGGUGGUGAAUCUUCCUCUACUGCACAGGUUAAAUCACUAUAUGUAAAAAACCUGCCCAAGACUGUUACUCAAGAGCAACUGAAAAAGCUAUUUGAGCACCUUGGAGAAGUUACAAAAGUUGUUCUUCCUGCUGCAAAAGCUGGUCAUGAAUAUCGGUAUGGUUUUGUUCACUUCAAAGAACGAUCCAUGGCUAUGAAGGCUCUAAAGGACACUGAGAGAUACGAACUUGAUGGUCACCCGCUGGAUUGUUCACUUGCAAAUCCUCUUGCUGAAAAGAAGGAUGAUACGACAUCAGUACCUAAAGGAGGUCCAUUGCUCCCAAGUUAUACCCCACUUGGAUAUGGACUGAUGGGAGCUUAUAAUCCACUUGGAAAUGGCCUGGCAGGCGCUUACAAUCCACAUGUAAAUGGAGUGGCAGGUGCUUAUGGUGUGCUUGGUGCUCAAGCUGCACAGCCAAUGUUGUAUGUUCCAGGUGCUCCUCUAGGUUCAACUAUGAUCCCAAUGGUUCUACCAGAUGGCCGUCUUGUAUACAUACCACAGCCUGCAGGGCAGCAGCCUGUGCCUAUGACUUCGCCUCCGCCACAGAAAGGUGGUCGUCAUAAUGGUGGCAGCGGUGGUGGUGGAUCCAGCUCUGGUAGAAGGCGACAGAGGGGAGAUGAAAGUGGUAGUAGUAACAACAGCCGCAGGGCACAAGCUGCUGUUGUGAGAAUAAUAACAGUGCAAAGUGGCAGAUGUAGUUUGGGAUGCAGUGGUAAUGUAUCUGUUGCUCAAACUUCAAGAAUAGUUAUGAUGUUCGUGUCUGAGGUCUACAUCGUGUCAGUUUGGCCGCAUUUGGUUGAAUCUCUAUUUGUCAGAGACCUUCUCAAUACAGACAGUUGUCUCGCGUACGUCAACGGAGAGACCAAGAUCCUGUCGCUCGAGAGGCCGCUCGUCUUCGCCGCACGCCUCGCCCCGCUCGCCGGGAACGCCGGGGACAUCUGCGUCAAGUACCACCGCCACAGGGAGGACUCAGACGCGCUUGCUCUCCAAAUCACCGACGGCGAGGAUUUGGAGCACCUCGUCCUCGAGUACGACCGCCUCCACCUCAACGCCCGCAUGGCCUCCUCCGUCGGCUCGGCUCCGGCAAGGCGGAUCCACGCCGAGCUCGUGGUCUUCCUCUUCCCGUCCGAUCGCCCCUGA
Miscanthus lutarioriparius is the source of this 1941-nucleotide messenger RNA. The record is from the annotation of a GenBank genome assembly. Lineage: Eukaryota; Viridiplantae; Streptophyta; Magnoliopsida; Poales; Poaceae.